Molecule: messenger RNA, 1704 nt
Organism: Pleurotus ostreatus (oyster mushroom)
Lineage: Eukaryota; Fungi; Basidiomycota; Agaricomycetes; Agaricales; Pleurotaceae
Exons: 7
Coding region: 1-1704 (567 amino acids)
Cellular component (GO): nucleus
Source: RefSeq, a predicted model, not a curated record
AUGUCGGACUUCACUGUCGUAGAACCCAAGGGCUGGGAGUAUGAUCUCCAAUCUGUAUACUCGGCAUGGAUGGGGUUCUUCCAGCACCAUGGCGUUCCAUGGUACGACCGCACAUGGGGCCAUCUCUUCUCUUCGUUCGAAGAGUUCCUCGUAUUUUCCUGGCCCGUCAUUACAGUUACCGACAGUUGGACAGGACGCGCGCAUAUAGUUACUCGGCUCAGCUCUAUCAAUGCCUUCUUGAAGAUGGUGAAGACCAGAUUCGGAGAAACGCUGACCAUACCCCCGAAUAUCAUUCGCAUUGCACCGUAUGAGACCUCGUCGCGGCCACUGAGAAACAUCGCGGAUUAUGCGUCGUACCGGAAGCUGCAUCAGACGCUUGCGGCGACUCAUCUUACUGCUUUGAAGUCGCGUGUUCGCGCAUGCGAAACGGGGAUCGGGAUAAAGACCAUCGCUGAUCUGUGGGCGAAACGUGAUAAGACGUUCUUGGCUCUUGACUUCGAAUGGAGCGAGAGAAACAAGACGGUGCUGGAGUGGGGGUACGCAGCGGUCAGGUGCAGCCAUCUCGCAGCACAGGAGUGCUGGCCGCCAGUUCCGGAUAAAAACUACAUGAAAGGGCAUUAUAUUGUCGCCGAGCAUGUUGACAAGAUAGUCAACAAACACUCGCCCACUCAUCCAUGGCUCUAUGCAUUCGGAGAAAGUCAAGUGGUAUCGAAGAAUCACACUACUCACACCUUAUACUCCCGCGUAAACAGUAGCUUUACUAGUCCAGAUUCUGAGGCCACACCUAAUAACCUUGUCUUUGUGGGCCAUGGCAUCCAUGGCGACCUGGCGAAGCUCGAGGAGUUGAAGAUCAAACUACCACACAACAUGUUUGUUAUCGACACGGCGUUGUAUGAAAGGACACUCUAUCAUUCUGGGAAGCGUCCUGCCAUGUCCGAUCCUGCUACAGGUAGACCACGCGCUGAAGGCUCAACUCUUUCCUUAGAGAAUCUGCUCCACUCGCUUGCGAUACCAUUACCUGCUACACCGUCAAUUCCCGCGGUAACAGGAAAGCUGUCACCGAAGCGCAGCUCCCCAGUAGAGUCACCUUCUGGGGCGCCGAAUCUAAGCAACGGCCACACCUCUCCCAUUCCUCCUGUGAUGAGACCCCUCAUCCCUCCGGGGUGCGUCUUGAACAAUUCCGGCAACGAUGCGUUCAUGUGCUUGGUCGCUCUGCAGAUGCUCCUUGAGCCAGAGGGCCUCGCGCCGCCUAGCGUCAAGACCGGGCGCAUAGGGCGGCCUGGAGGACCUGGAAUUGCUCCAACAGGGUUUAUGGCGAUGCCUAUUACCAUAGCCCCGAUGCCUUUCGUUGCACCCCCAAUGCUCUUCCCCACGUACUCCGACGCGCGACCACACACCGCUACACCUGCAAUGCAGAUGUCCAUGUCACUCCCAUUCACGCGCGCAGCUAGCCAGUACUUCGGACCGCAUCCAGUUACUGGUGGAGGCAGCCCGUUGGUGAAUGAGCUAGGCCAGAUGCGUCUCGGCUUGGGGAACGAUAUCUCGAGAGAUAGCUCUCGCUCACCAAGACCGCGCACCGCGAGUACGCCGUUGAGCAGUGCGCGCGACCCGAGCAAGGUGACUGGUGUGGGACCGCGAUAUCCUGGGAGUAGCUUGAUGCCCGAUGUUAACAAGGCCGCCAGGAAUUCGUACGCGGGCCUGUAG